GGGCGAGUGCCAAGGCGACCAGCAGUGUGCUCAGCCACCCGCGCGCCUCCUCCCUCGACAGGCUCUCCCACCAGCAGCCAUAUAAGCCGGCCGCGCCCUUCCAUCCCUGCAGGCAGGACCGUUGUCAUUCUAACACACGCUAGCUCCAGGCUCGAGCUCCCCGUCGACCGCGUCGACCGUUCCUCCUUCAAGUUCCCCUUUCAUUCACCCGCACGCACUGGCAACCUGAAGUGCACGUCGCACCCCCGCACCACCCCGCCGCGCUCUCCUGCCCAACUCAGUGACCGCCCCGUUCCCCGGCUCGCGAGACGAGACCCUACUUUCUAGUCUUCAUCCCCAACUAGCAGACAGACGCCAUGCCGGACUCCAUCGUUCUGAGCCUUCAAAUCGACCAGCCUCCCCCGGAGCAGGUGCCCUACCAGCUCUCGAGCUACAUCUCCAUAGAGGCCUGGCAAGCCCGCCUCCGCGCCGUCACCCGCAAAGGCUCGCGCUACAUCAACCCGCGCUUUGACAUCGCAUGGGGCGUCAUGACCUUCAUCGCCACGUUCGCCGUCCCUAUCGCCAUGUUCUACGUCAUGCUGCGCAUGCUCCCGCUCAAAGGAACACUCGAUACGACCUUCGACCUCCUCCACGCCGAGGCCAAUCGCGCCUGGGAGGCGCGCGGCGUCAGCUUCGCUGUCCUCAUCGGGGUCAUCCUCCUCAUGUGGUUCCCGAUGUGGCUCUUCAAGGCCUCCGGUAAGAAACAGGUGAACAGGAUGCUUGAGCGGUUCGAGCAAGAGGACCGCGCCGUCCGCCCGGGCGUCGAGCUCCCGAUCUACCGGAUCUCGCGCCCGCGGUUCAUGGGCACCUCCAUCAUAUUGAACAUAACAGUACCCGGCGCCGCACAGCCCAGCUCCUUCGCCUUCGGAGCGCCUCUCCCACGGUACGUCGUCAACGGGCCUAUGGACCCCUCCGCGGCCGCGUACAGCUACGGCCAGCCGAGCUACGGCCAGCCGCCGGUCACCAUGCCGGGCACGCCGGUGCCGCUGUACAACCAGUUCGACGAGAAGAUCCCCGCGUACUCGGCGCCCGCGCCGGGGCUGUAUAUGCCCGACGACGAGAAGCACGAGCGCGAGAACCGCGUAUGAUCGUGCACUCCUCCCGCCAGCGAAAAUCGGACUGUUCCCUGUUCCCCGUUCCCUGUUCACGUUCAUGUCCUUGUUCUUCCGUAUCCGCUCACGAGGACCCUUACCGUGCGCGCGCGAUGUAUGUAGUCUGGUUGCCCGUCCAUGUUCGCUCUGUUCUGUAUGUAGCGUCUUCCCCUUCCCCCCACUCGCUUGCCACGUCGUCCGCUGUUCGUCACCCGCCUGGUAGCUCGGCCGUCGGUAGCGGGCGGUCCUCCGAGUCGUUGUGUAGAGCAUCAUCACUCCGACCUGGGCAUGUGCUUCAUUUGUGCAAUUACAAUUCUGGUGUUCGGCCGGCU
Messenger RNA from Rhodofomes roseus, 1462 nucleotides. RefSeq lists its product as uncharacterized. The record is from RefSeq and is a predicted model, not a curated record. Bases 357 to 1127 code for a protein of 256 amino acids. The transcript is spliced from 7 exons. Lineage: Eukaryota; Fungi; Basidiomycota; Agaricomycetes; Polyporales; Fomitopsidaceae.